Mauremys mutica (yellowpond turtle) is the source of this 2297-nucleotide messenger RNA. Its product is annotated as nucleoporin NSP1-like. NCBI's taxonomy places the organism in Eukaryota, Metazoa, Chordata, Testudines, Geoemydidae. The transcript has 4 exons. The record is from RefSeq and is a predicted model, not a curated record. The coding region runs from base 25 to 876 and encodes 283 amino acids.
CCCACGCCAGCUGACACGACACCCAUGGCAACUCUGACCAGCGCAGGAGAAACCACCGCAGCAGCUCCAACAACCACCGCACACCUGGAGACUACUGCAGGAAGAGAGACCCUCACAACAGCCUCUGUUGUCGCCAUGCCAAACACAACCACAACUCAAGGGGAUGUCCCCACAGCGACAGAAACCAGCCCUUCAGUGCUUGUCACCCUCACCACACUGAGCGUGACUACCACGGCUGUUCAGACCACCACACCAACGUCUGUCACUACGUCCCCGACGGAAACAGCAUCCACAGUGGGCUCCAGCACAGAAGCCACCCCGGCGGCCGACAGCCCCACUGAUGUGUCGAGUACUGCAACAAGCGAGAGCACAGCCCCAGCUCCUCGCACCACGGCAGCAGACAGGGGAACUUCAGCGAGCACCGUGGCAGAGACACUCGUCACCAGCACAACAGCUAAUACCACAACCGCCGUCAGCACCGCUGCAGCAACAGAGGUUCCGCGAACAGUCCGUACUACCACCGUCCCAGCUGGAAACACGACGGCUACGUUCCCAGCUGCACCGAACUCUCCAGCAACUCAGAACUUCAGUGCAGCUCCAACCACGGGAUCCACUGCUAACCCUAACUCCACUGCCCUGCCCUGGGUCCCAGAUGUCCCGACGGAAAAGCAGACGACAGCACUACCCACCUGCCAUCCUCCAGCUGCCAACCCAACUGAUGCUCGCCUCUUCCUGUCGCUGGGACUGACCACUCACCUGAACCUCAGCGAGCCCCAGGUCAGGGGUAUGGUUUUGUCCAAGCUUGAGCAAGAGCUAAAAAUGAAGUUCCCAUGCACCGGGUUCACCGUCCUCUGGAAAGGAGAGGGCGAAAAGUGAGCAGCGAUUCUGCUGGCCCCCGAGGAACCGACGGCUUCGUGUCUGGGUGCCACGGUGAGCGGGACAAGGGCCACGGCACGAAAGGGGACCACGCGGCUGCUGCUACCUGUGCUCAUCGACUCCGGAGCGGAAACCCCACCUGGAGGAUACAGGUUUAACCCCAGAGAAGAAAUCUCUCUUCUGCGUGCCGAGACCUCAGGCUUUCUUUUGCCAUAACACUCCUGGACUCUGUAUCUCAAAGGCCAGACCCCCUGGGCGAUUCCAUAGACAGUAAGAAGUCAGAAAAGAGGUGAAUGCCCUUUAAAGGUCCCAGUGAAGAUGAAAAAUGUCAGGUCUGGAGAUUUCCCCUCUUCCUGUAUGAAAGGAGUCGAUGCUUUGAACUGCAAGCUCCUGGGACUGUCUCUUACUAUAUAUCCGUACAUCCUAGCACCAUAUCUCAGUCACAGCCACGAGGCCUCGCUGUCAGAUAAUCAAUAGUAUUGGGAUCUUGGGGGGGACCAGCAAGUGGAGGCUCUGACUCCCGCUGUCUUACUGCUGUCCAGGUGCAGGCGAAUCCUGCCUGCCCAGUAUAAAAGGGAUUGUUUUUUCCAAUUCUGCAGGAUCCUUCACUGGAUUUUUCCAGUCCCAGCUGAACUGUUUGUCCCCCUCCCCGAGGCAAAUGAAACUAGUGAUUCAUUAACUGGUUAAUCAGCCAGGUAAAGUCACACUAAAAUAAUGAUUAGUUAGAGCAAUCUUUUAAACACUCUCCUUGUUUUAAAAACUCCAGAAAACCAGAGUUUUGGGAGUUUCAAGACCAAAUCAAAUAAUAAUUUUGGUUUUUAUUUAAUCCCUGGCCUAGCACUGGAUUCAGACUCAAGAUAGGGUGUAACAUUUUUUAACUGUGAGAGUAAUUAACCACUGGAACGAUUUACCCAGGCUCACGGUGGAGUCUCCAUCACUGGUAAUUUUUAAAUCACAAUUGGACGUUUCUCUAAAAUAUCGGCUCCCAGAAUUCUCUGAGGGACGUUCUAUGGUUUGUGUUACGCAGGAGGUCGGACGAGCUGGGUUCCUCUUCCAACCUCCAAGCCCAGGGAGCAAAGCUGCUGGUUCUGAUUCUCUCCCACAUCAUGCUGCAUAUAGAAAACACAGAAGACUCCCUUAUGUAAACUGAGGCAGAACCUGUGUUCCCAGCCCGGAGCCCGGCUAGUGCCCUCUCAGGGACUAGGGCUGCUUGCCUGUGCUGUUUGCACUCUCCGCACUCUCUUUACCUCCACCAUCCCUUUAAAGGUAAACAGCUCCAAUAGGUGGGCUGGCCCUAAGCGGUAGGUUUUCCAGGGCCCUGGGCUAAGUAACACACAGACUCAUAGAAUCGUAGGACUAGAAGGGACCUCGAGAGGUCGUCUAGUCCAGUCCCCUGCACUCAUGGCAGGACCAAGUAUUAU